Messenger RNA from Boleophthalmus pectinirostris (great blue-spotted mudskipper), 1097 nucleotides. RefSeq names its product phospholipase B1, membrane-associated-like. The transcript has 4 exons. Gene Ontology annotation, molecular function: retinyl-palmitate esterase activity; phosphatidylcholine lysophospholipase A1 activity; A2-type glycerophospholipase activity. The coding region runs from base 127 to 555 and encodes 142 amino acids. Gene Ontology annotation, cellular component: brush border membrane. Gene Ontology annotation, biological process: phospholipid metabolic process. The record is from RefSeq and is a predicted model, not a curated record. Lineage: Eukaryota; Metazoa; Chordata; Actinopteri; Gobiiformes; Gobiidae.
GAUGAUUUGUGCUGUCAGGUGAUCUUAAAACAUUUUUGUCUGUGUUUGCUCAUGUUUGGAUUGUGUCACCAUAGUAACUGAUAAACAUUCCACAAACAGAGAUACAUGUAGAAUAUCUCCAGUGUGAUGUCUCUGCAAAGCAUCAAUAUUUGUGACCGGUGCCUAAUCUUUUUACACAGAAAGCGACUGGAGGAUCUGCUCUACACCGACCGCUUCUUCAGACAGGACUUUGCUGUGGUCCUCCAGCCUUUUCUGAAGCACGCCGAUCCACCACGCCUCCCGGAUGGGAGGAUUGACAUGUCCUUCUUCACUCACGACUGUUUCCACUUCACCAUAAAAGGACAUGAGGAACUGGCCAAAGGGCUCUGGAACAACAUGUUUCAGCCUUACAGUGAAAAGACGAUCGUGAACAGUUUCUCAGACCCCAUCUCCCUCAUCUGUCCUCCUGCUGAACAUCCGUACAUCUACACCCGACCCAUGACACCGAGGUCCAGCUCCUCUUCUCCUCACAGCUUUCUCCUCCUCAUCCUCCUCUUCAUCAUGAUCCAACUGUAACAGCUCUGUGUCACUGUGUCGUCCAUUACAUAAAAUACACUUAAAAUUUCCAAAUGUGUGAGUUAUUUUGACCCAGACUGUGAAUCAUUCAUAAGAUCUUGAUACUGCAGCUGAUGUCAUUAACAUUCUAAGCGGGUAUGACGCUAACUGGAAGCACUGCUCUGUCUGAAACUCUGUUAGAUUUUAGUCUCACUAGAAAAACUGAAUGAGUUGGAAUUACAGCUGAUUUGUACUGUUAAACAAGUCCCACUCAAAAAACAUCACAGUCACAAGCUCCCUAGCGUUAGUGAACAGUUUUUCAGUUCCUUUUUUUGUAGAAGCACCUGCUGCACCUGCUGCACCUGCCGAACCUGCCUCAGUCAGAGUAAUUACACUGGUCAAACAUGAGGAUAUAAAAAGAGCUCAGUAUGUUUGACUAUAACAUGGCGGUCUAUUGUCUACUGUUUUAUGUCCCUGUGUGUCAGAUGCCCUUCUGUCCUCUUAUAUCCACAUGUGUCAGAUGCCCUCCCAGCUUCAUGUAUCAGUGUGUGUCAGAUGUCCUC